Olea europaea var. sylvestris is the source of this 937-nucleotide messenger RNA. RefSeq names its product tyrosine-protein kinase BAZ1B-like. The record is from RefSeq and is a predicted model, not a curated record. The coding region runs from base 209 to 925 and encodes 238 amino acids. Lineage: Eukaryota; Viridiplantae; Streptophyta; Magnoliopsida; Lamiales; Oleaceae. The transcript is spliced from 2 exons.
CUUGUGAAUCCAUUUAUAGGUAUGGCUAGAUUAACACUCGUUCUUGAAAGAAUUACUUGUUUAAAUAGUCGUUUGAUUAAAGGUACUGAUUUUUCUGGUAGGAAGAAUUAUAGAUUGGGCUUAUGGGAUCCGGAAACCUAUUUUAAUAGGGUUGCAGAUCUCCCUUCCUCUCCCUGUAUCCCCCUCUUUUGCAUUUGUUGUGGCUCCUAUGUGGGGUUUUUUGAUGUUCUUACUUUUUCCAGUAGUCUGUGUUUACUUCAUUUAUAAAUUAUUUGUGGAUUUAUUGCUGAGUGAAGUCCCUGAUUGGAAACAGGUCAAAGUUUGCGAUAUCUGUGGGGAUGCAGGUCGGGAGGAUUUGCUUGCUGUCUGUUCUCGUUGUAGUGAUGGGGCAGAACAUACAUAUUGCAUGCAAGAAACACUGACUAAAGUCCCAGAAGGUAACUGGCUGUGUGAAGAAUGCAAGGUCGAGGAGCAAAUGAGUAAUCGGAGGCAAGGUAAGAUUGGAAAGAUAGAUGGAAAUGAGAAAAACAACUCCUUUGGUCAAGCAACUAGUGAAAAUAUAAAUAGUUUUGAUGUCGAGGGGAACAGAACAAAAGGCUGUUCAAAUAUGAAAACUUGUGGCAAACGGCCUAGGGAUGAGAAUGAAGUUUCUUCUGUUGCAAAGAAGCCUGCCAUUGAAUCGAUCAUGACAUCACCAAGAAACUCCAGCUCUAACAAAACAGCUGCUCUGUCACGCGAGAAUUCGUUCAAGAACUUAGAUAGAGGCAGAAUGCAGCCCAUAAAUCACUCUUCUUCUGCCACACUGCCAGUUAAUGAUACUCUCGAAUCAGCACGCACUGCUUUGGAUCCACGAAUACAGACAUCUCGAGGUUACCUUAUCAGAUAUUUUUUUAAUUUUUGUCAUUGGCUGAUAAAUAUAUCUUGAAGAUUUCUAUUG